Bombina bombina (fire-bellied toad) is the source of this 2605-nucleotide messenger RNA. RefSeq names its product extracellular calcium-sensing receptor-like. The coding region runs from base 151 to 2523 and encodes 790 amino acids. The record is from RefSeq and is a predicted model, not a curated record. The transcript has 5 exons. Lineage: Eukaryota; Metazoa; Chordata; Amphibia; Anura; Bombinatoridae. Gene Ontology annotation, cellular component: membrane. Gene Ontology annotation, biological process: G protein-coupled receptor signaling pathway. Gene Ontology annotation, molecular function: G protein-coupled receptor activity.
CACAUGGACAGCUGUUUCAGAAAUCUUAGAGCCUUUUAAGCUAAGUAUUAAAAAAUAAUCUGUACAAUGUCCCAUUUAACAUUUGGCAAAUGUGUUUGACUUUGACUUUCCUCCUUUCACAUUAGGUUUGAAUUUCAGAAUUACCAGAGCAUGCAAGCCUUAAUAUUUGCUGUAGCUGAGAUAAAUAUGAAUCCACAUAUACUUCCUAACAUCACAUUGGGAUUCCAGAUUUUUGACACUUGCACUGUGUUGAGACGUGCUACAGAGGGUGUUCUAUGGAUGCUUUCAGGGUAUCAGGAGAGUGUGCCCAAUUACCGAUGUCAAAAAGGAGCACCUCUGGCUGCUGUGAUAGGAGAUUCUGGGUCCACACGCUCAAUCCUAAUGGCCCAUAUACUGGGACUGUACAGAUAUCCACAGAUUAGUUAUUUUUCAACUAGUCCAGUCCUCAGCAAUCGAAAUCUAUUCCCUUCAUUUUUUCGGACUAUACCCAGUGAUGAGUUUCAAUCCCAAGGUCUGGCCCAGCUGGUUUCAUACUUUGGUUGGUCUUGGGUUGGUCUUCUAGCUUCUGACAAUGACUAUGGCCUAUUUGGCAUGCAGGUGGUACACCAGGAAAUUUCAAAAGCUGGAGCUUGUGUAGCCUUUACUGAAACCAUUCUGACUGGUCAACCCAAAAGAAAUGCUCAUCAUAUUGUCCAGAUAAUUAAAGAUUCAACAGCCAAAGUUGUAGUAGUUUUAUCAUCUGAUUCUGAUUUCAUGCCAGUAGUAGAAGAGCUAGUAAGACAGAAUGUAACAGGAAAAAUCUGGGUAGCCAGUGAAUCAUGGUCAACCUCUUCUCUUCUAUCCAAGGAUAGAUUUAAGCAGGUUUUGGUGGGCACCAUCGGUUUUGCCAUACAUGGUGGGCAGAUGCCAGGAUUUAUAGAGUAUCUAAACAACCUGAAUCCCACUAAAUCUCUGAAUGAUUCGUUCACACAGGAGUUCUGGCAACAAACAUUUUCUUGCAAGUGGCUCAACCAGGAUAACAAAGCUGAUUGGAUGGCUAACUCAGUAAUUCAGACAUGUACAGGAGCAGAAAAGCUAGAGCCUUCCAUUACUGAUGCUGACUCUAGAAUUACUUUUAAUGUCUACACUGCAGUUUAUGCAAUUUCAUGGGCUUUACAAAACUUAUUCUAUUGUAAACCAGGAAGUGGUCCAUUCCAACAUGGUACAUGUGCUAACAUAUCAUCAUUUUAUCCUUGGCAAGUAAGACUUCUUCACUAUAUUAAAGCUGUAAACUUUGAAACCAGUGAUGGGUCCCAAAUUGUUUUUGAUUCUAAUGGAGACCCUCCAGCUAUGUAUGACAUUGUGAACUGGAAUAUAAGUACCGAAGGCAUUUUAGAGCACGUCAUUGUGGGAAGUUAUGAUUCAAGAGCUCCUAAUGGACAUACUUUAAAAUUAGAUGCUGCUGCUAUCAUAUGGAACACGGGUGACUUCCAGGUUCCUGUUUCCAAGUGCAGCCCUAGCUGUCCCUUUGGAUUCAGAAAGGUAACAUUACCAGGAAAGCCUAUCUGCUGUUAUGAAUGUAUAGCAUGCCCCUAUGGAGAAAUAUCAAACCACACAGAUGCUAUGGAAUGUCAUCAAUGUUCUUGGGACACAUGGCCCAAUUUCCGACAGGAGAAAUGUCUCCCAAAGACAGUAGAGUUUCUCUCCUACAAAGAACCACUCGGAGUGUAUAUAGGAGCCAUUGCUAUUUCAUCUUCUGCAGUUCCACUUGGAAUUCUUGGUGUUUUCAUUUGCUAUGGGUCUACACCUAUUGUCCGAGCAAAUAACCGCUAUCUUAGUUGCCUGCUUCUGGUAUCUUUGUCCCUUUGUUUCCUCUGUUCCUUGGCAUUUAUUGCCCACCCGCAGCCUGAGACAUGUCUUUUCCGUCAAGUGGCAUUCGGCAUAGUUUUUGCACUUUGUAUCUCUUGUGUUCUUGCUAAAACCAUUACUGUUGUCAUUGCUUUUAAGGCUACCAGGCCAGGAAGUACUUUUAAAAAAUGGACAGGUUUUAGAGUAACCUUUUCUGUCAUCGGAACAUGCAUCCUCAUUCAGAUAUGUGUUUGUACAAUAUGGUUGUCCCUCUAUCCUCCAUUUUUAGAAAUUGACAUCCAAACCAAACCUGGUAUCAUUAUUAUAGGUUGUAAUGAAGGCUCACCCACUGCCUUCUGGAUCAUGCUGGGUUAUCUUGGAGUUCUGGCUACACUUAGUUUUAUUGUUGCUUUCCUGGCCAGACGGCUACCAGACAGUUUUAACGAGGCCAAGUUCAUUACCUUCAGUAUGCUGGCUUUUUUAAGUGUUUGGAUAUCCUUUGUCCCAGCAUACCUAAGCGCUCAUGGCAAGUACACCGUGGCUAUGGAAGUCUUUGCUAUUCUGUCUUCCAGUUGGGCUAUGGUGAUUUGUAUCUUUGUCCCCAAAUGUUUCAUUAUUAUCUUCAAACCUCAGAUGAACUCAAAGCAACAUAUAUUAAGGAACAAUGCAAAGAGUGGCAGAACUAAUCAUUUGUAAUUUUCAUGUAUUUUUACUUUUCAUAUUUACAGGGACAAUGACAAAUAGUGGGAAACAUGUUCACUUAACCUAUAUGCAGCUU